Messenger RNA from Lycium ferocissimum, 4760 nucleotides. RefSeq lists its product as uncharacterized. The coding region runs from base 147 to 4346 and encodes 1399 amino acids. Gene Ontology annotation, molecular function: zinc ion binding; NAD binding; NADP binding. The record is from RefSeq and is a predicted model, not a curated record. Gene Ontology annotation, biological process: carbohydrate metabolic process. Lineage: Eukaryota; Viridiplantae; Streptophyta; Magnoliopsida; Solanales; Solanaceae. The transcript is spliced from 42 exons.
AAAUAAUACUACUAACCUCGAACGCAUUCCACGCUGCUCUCUAUUUUUUCUUAAUAAUAAGGUGGGGUGUUAGUGUGUUACACAAAAAUAAUUCACUCAAGAAAAACAUCGUAAGUGUUUGUUCUGUUUCUGUCUGCUUCACAGUAAUGGCUACUGAGAGUGUAGUUGGGUUCGUCGGUUUAGAUGAUAUCAGUUUGGAAUUGGCUACUUCUCUUCUUCUUUCUGGUCACUCUGUUCAAGCAUUCGAGGCAGGCAGUCCUUUGGUUGAUAAGUUCUUAAAGCUAGGCGGUAAAGUAUGUGCCAACCCUACUGAGGCAAGGAAAGGAGUAGCUGCACUGGUCAUAUUGCUAUCUCAUGCUGAUCAAAUAAAUGAUUUAAUUCUGGGUGACAAGGGCGUUUUAAACGGAUUAAGUAAAGACACAGUCAUCAUUUUCCAUUCAAAUGUAUUACCUUCGCAGAUUCAGAAGCUGGAGUUGGAUCUAAGAGAUUGUUAUGGCACAAACUCCAUUGUUGAUAUAUAUGUCUCAAAAGCAGUAUCAGACGUUCUGAAUGAUAAAACUAUGAUUAUUUCAUCUGGAAGUUCUGAGUCCAUUGCUAGAGCACAGCCCAUUCUUUCUGCCAUGUGCGCAAAGCUAUACACCUUUGAGGGUGAACUUGGUGCCGCAAGCAAAGCUAAAAUGGUGAUUGAGCUCCUUGAAGGAAUUCAUUCUGUUGCUUCGGUGGAGGCCAUCUGUCUUGGUGCGCAAGCUGGAAUUCAUCCAUGGAUACUUUAUGACAUAAUAUCCAAUGCUGCUGGAAAUUCUUGGGUUUUCAAGAAUUCUCUUCCCCAGCUUCUGAGGGGAAACCAAACCAAACAUCUCUUUCUCAACCUUUUCAUUCAAAAUUUGGGUAAUGUACUAGACAUGGCGAAAUCACAUAAAUUCCUCGUUCCACUUUUAACUGUUGCUCAUCAGCAACUCAUAGCAGGAUCAUCACAUCCCCAAGCACAGAAAGAUGAUGAUUCUACAAUGCUCAAGGUUUGGGAAAGUUUACUUGGGGUAAAUUUAGCUGAUGCUGUCAAUUCUGAAACUUACAACCCUGAGGAGCUGGCCAGUCAAAUUACUUCCCAAUCUGAUACUGUGAAGCGAAUUGGUUUCAUUGGCCUUGGUGCUAUGGGAUUUGGCAUGGCAACUCAUCUGCUGAAAUCAAAUUUCUGCGUCCUCGGUUAUGAUGUAUAUCCACCAUCACUAGCUCGAUUUGCAGAUGCCGGUGGCUUGACUGGGAGUACUCCUGCAGAAGUAUCUCAGGAUGUAGAUGUACUUGUAGUAAUGGUCACAAACGAACAGCAAGCUGAAAGUGUUCUUUAUGGUGAUCAAGGCGCUGUGUCAGCCCUUCCAUCUGGAGCAUCUAUUAUCCUUUCAUCAACAGUUUCUCCUUCAUUUGUUAGCCAGCUCGAGAAACGCUUGCAGAGUGACUCGAAGAAAUUAAAGUUAGUGGAUUCUCCUGUUUCUGGUGGGGUCAAAAGGGCUGCUAAUGGAACCCUUACGAUAAUGGCAUCAGGUACAGAUGAAGCUCUCAAGCACACUGGGUCAGUUCUUUCUGCAUUAAGUGAGAAGCUUUAUAUUAUAAGAGGAAGUUGUGGAGCUGCCAGUGUUGUAAAGAUGGUCAAUCAACUUCUUGCUGGAGUUCAUAUUGCAUCAGCUGCGGAGGCAAUGGCAUUUGGUGCUCGAUUGGGUCUUAAUACAAGACUAUUGUUUGAUGUCAUCACAAAUAGUGGGGGAACAUCUUGGAUGUUUGAGAAUCGUGGGCCACACAUGAUAGAAAAUGAUUAUACGCCGCUUUCUGCACUUGAUAUCUUCGUGAAGGAUCUGGGCAUUGUUUCUCGUGAAGGCUCAUCACGCAGAGUACCGCUUCAUAUUGCAAAUAUUGCGCACCAAUUAUUCUUGUCAGGUUCUGCUGCUGGAUGGGGUAGAUUGGAUGAUGCUGCCGUAGUCAAGGUCUAUGAGACGCUGAGUGGAGUCAAGGUUGAAGGCAAACUUCCUGUUCUCAAUAAAGAAUCUGUAUUGCAGUCCCUUCCUCCUGAGUGGCGAGCGGAUCCCAUCAAUGAAAUACGUACAUUAACAGAAAAUAGUUUGAAGACUUUGAUUGUUCUGGAUGAUGAUCCAACUGGGACUCAAACUGUUCACAAUAUUGAGGUCCUGACAGAAUGGAGUAUUAAGUCACUUGUUGAAGAAUUCAAAAAGAGGCCUAAAUGCUUUUUCAUUUUGACCAAUUCUCGAGCUUUGACUUCUGAGAAGCUGCCGGCUAAGUUACCUAUCUCGUUGAUUGCGAGACCACUGACUGAAGCUUCUCACCAGGCUAGUGCAUUGAUAGCAGAUAUCUGCAGGAACAUUGAUUCUGCUGCCAAGUCAGUGGAGAAAGCAGACUAUACAGUGGUUCUGAGGGGUGAUUCAACCUUACGAGGUCAUUUCCCUGAGGAAGCAGAUGCAGCUGUUUCUGUACUGGGUGAGAUGGACGCAUGGAUUAUCUGCCCCUUUUUCUUACAAGGAGGCCGUUAUACCAUAGGAGAUACGCAUUAUGUUGCAGAUUCUGAUAGGCUUGUUCCCGCAGGUGAAACAGAAUUUGCUAAAGAUGCUGCAUUUGGAUACAAAUCCUCCAACCUCCGUGAGUGGGUAGAAGAAAAAACAAAGGGCCACAGACCUGCUAGCAGUGUUUCAUCUAUCUCCAUCCAGCUUGUAAGAAAAGGUGGACCAGAUGCUGUUUGUGAACAUCUCUGUAAUUUGCAGAAGGGUUCAACAUGUAUAGUCAAUGCAGCUAGUGAAAGAGACAUGGCUGUAUUUGCUGCUGGAAUGAUACAGGCAGAACUUAAAGGAAAACACUUUUUAUGCCGUACUGCUGCCAGUUUUGUUUCUGCUCGAGUUGGAAUCAUCCAGAAAUCUCCAAUUUUGCCAAAUGAUAUUGGAAUAAAUAGAGAAAGAAAUGGUGGACUUAUUGUUGUGGGUUCAUACGUUCCAAAAACAACAAAGCAGGUUGAAGAACUAAAACUGCAAUAUGGUCAUGUUUUGAAGACUAUAGAGAUUUCAGUUAAUAAAGUUGCCAUGGAGUCAUCAGAAAAGAGGGAGGAAGAAAUCAAUCGAGCUGCUGAAAUGGCAGAUGUGUACCUUAGAAACAACAAGGAUACUCUUAUAAUGACCAGUAGAGAGCUGAUCACAGGCAAAACUCCUUCUGAGAGUUUAGAGAUCAAUUUCAAGGUAAGCUCAGCACUGGUGGAGAUAGUUAGGCGGAUAACCACGAGGCCUCGUUAUAUUCUUGCAAAGGGAGGAAUUACCUCAUCGGAUCUUGCUACAAAAGCUUUAGAGGCAAAACGUGCUAAAAUAGUGGGACAAGCUCUUGCAGGUAUUCCAUUGUGGCAGCUUGGUCCUGAAAGCAGACAUCCAGAGGUUCCAUAUAUCGUCUUCCCAGGUAAUGUUGGCGACAGUAAAGCUCUGGCAGAGGUAGUGAAAAACUGGGCUCAUCCUGGCAGAUUAUCGACUAAGGAACUCCUGCUGGAAGCUGAGAGGGGAAAAUAUGCUGUUGGCGCUUUUAACGUCUACAAUUUGGAAGGAGUUGAGGCAGUUGUUGCUGCAGCAGAGGAGGAAAAUAGUCCUGCUAUCUUACAGAUCCAUCCUAGUGCAUUAAAGGAAGGAGGAGUUCCACUCGUCGCAUGUUGCAUAUCAGCUGCAGAACAAGCAUCUGUUCCUAUAACAGUUCACUUUGACCAUGGAAAUUCCAAGCAAGAGUUAUUGGAAGUUCUUGAGAUGGGAUUUGACUCACUCAUGGUAGAUGGCUCACACCUUUCGUUCAAGGAUAAUGUUUCCUAUACAAAGUACAUUUCUUCAUUGGCACACUCGAAGAAGAUGUUGGUAGAAGCUGAAUUGGGAAGAUUGUCAGGUACUGAAGAUGAUUUGACUGUAGAAGACUAUGAAGCAAAGCUGACUGAUAUUAAUCAGGCAGAUGAGUUCAUUGAUGCAACGGCCAUAGAUUCUUUGGCAGUGUGCAUCGGAAAUGUUCAUGGAAAAUAUCCUCCAAGUGGCCCAAAUCUUAGACUUGAUUUGCUGAAGGACCUCUAUGGCUUGUGUUCAAAGAAAGGAGUUCAUGUUGUUCUUCAUGGAGCUUCUGGGCUGUCAAAGGAAAUAAUAGAGGAAUGUAUACGGCUAGGUGUCAGAAAGUUCAAUGUUAAUACUGAAGUGCGCAAGGCUUAUAUGGAUGCAUUGAGUAGCCCAAAUAAGAAGGAUCUCAUUCAUGUCAUGGCUUCUGCAAAAGAAGCCAUGAAAACAGUGAUUGCUGAAAAGAUGCGUCUGUUUGGCUCAGCAGGGAAAGCUUGUUAAUGUUCUCGGCCAUCCCUAAGCUAAGAUUAAGGGGGUGACACACCUGAUCAAGCGGGCUACUCCUGGGAACGAGGAUAGGUAAUAUUAUUAUGUGGUUUAUGAUCGUUAUCACAAAUUGAAUAUCGUGUUAAUGUGUUUGCCCUAGCCCGUAAGAAUAAUAAAGGUACAAGUUGUAACAUCAGAUGCCCGUCAGCACGCCUUACUAUCAUGAGCUCUUUUAGCCUCUACUCAAGACUCGUGGCAGUUUGUGAAGUUCAAUAAUCAUUCUUUCUUUUUCCCAUUCUCUUGUUACUAUUUAUUAUGGUUUAGAUUUGCUUGCGUCUUGGAUUUUACAAGUCAAUGUAAAUGACGCUAAUGAUCUUGUAAUGAAGAAGACGGAAAUAAUCUUCAUGUUCACCAUUUUCGCUCCCCAAA